Messenger RNA from Macrosiphum euphorbiae (potato aphid), 558 nucleotides. The record is from the annotation of a GenBank genome assembly. NCBI's taxonomy places the organism in Eukaryota, Metazoa, Arthropoda, Insecta, Hemiptera, Aphididae.
AUGUGGUCGAAAAUAUUUAAAGCCAGUAACCAUGGACUUGUGCGCGGCGUGGCCAUAUAUUCGGUCACUUGGCCGGUGAGCAGCUUGAUACAACAGGCACUACAGCCGUCUGGCAACAAAAACAUUGAUUUACAAAGAGCAGCCAAGUUCAGUGUGUAUGGUGGACUCUAUGUAGCACCCACUUUGUAUGCGUGGAUGAGAUUUGCCGGUUAUGUUUGGCCUUCGAUGACAAUUACUAGUCAUAUAACUAAGGCAGUUGUUGAACAAUUUUCAUAUGGUCCAUUUGCAAUGGCUAGUUUUUUUUUCUUUAUGACACUUCUGGAUGGAGGUACAAUAGAAGAUGCUAAAAUGGAAGUUCAAGAAAAAUUUGUUUCCACCUGGAAGAUAGCUGUAAUGGUUUGGCCAGUAUUACAAACAAUAAAUUAUUGUGUUAUUCCUUCAAAGAAUCGUUUAAUAUUUGUCAGUUUAGCUGGAUUUGUAUGGACCACAUUUUUAGCCUAUAAAAAGUAUGAAGAGAAUAAAUCUAUACAGAUAGCUGAUAAAAAAACUGAUUUAUAA